Molecule: messenger RNA, 849 nt
Organism: Olea europaea var. sylvestris
Lineage: Eukaryota; Viridiplantae; Streptophyta; Magnoliopsida; Lamiales; Oleaceae
Exons: 2
Coding region: 1-849 (282 amino acids)
Source: RefSeq, a predicted model, not a curated record
AUGCAAGUGCUAAAUCUAAUAAGGGGAUUCGACCUGCAAAAGAUAAAAGAGGCCGAUACAAUCAAAGAAUACUCAGACAGAUUGCUUAGCAUUGUCAACAAGGUAAGGCUUCUUGGUACUAAAAUUGAUGAUUCAAGAAUUGUAGAAAAAGUUCUUGUUACCGUGCCUGAAAGAUAUGAAGCUUCAAUAACCACCCUGAAGAACACAAAAGAUCUAUCCAAGAUUACCUUAGUAGAGCUAUUAAAUGCUUUGAAUUCUCAAGAGCAACGGAGGCUUAUGAGACAAGAUCCUACUGUUGAAAGAGCCUUAUCAGUCAAACACCAGGAUGCUCAGAGGAACAACAAAAAUAAGAAUCAUAUGAGUCAAAUCUCAAGUUCUGAGAGCCGUUCAAACAACCACACUCAAAGCAAAGGUAGAAGCUCAAAGGGAAACUAUCCCCCUUGUAAACAAUGUGGCAAAUGGGACAUCCUCCAUUCAAAUGUUGGAAGAGACCUGAUGCAAAGUGUAGCAAAUGCAAUUAGCUUUGACAUGAAGCUCAAAAAGAAGAAGAACCAUUGCAAUUACAACCAUCUCAGGGACAAAAUAAUUUUUGAUGUUCUUUAUGUACUUGAUAUCGAUCAAAAUCUACUGAGUGUAGGCCAGUUAAUAGAAAAAGAAUUUAAAGUGUCCUUUGAAAAUUGGUAUUGCCGUAUCCAAGAUGCCACUGGACAGGAGAUUUUACGUGUUAAAAUGAGAGAUAAAUCUCAUUUGACCCAACAGAGGAGGAGCACACAGCUUUUUCCACCAAAUUCAGCAUUACCGAAAUCUGGCACAAAAGGAUUAGGCAUUGUCAUCUUCAACGAAUGCUAA